Messenger RNA from Meira miltonrushii, 1419 nucleotides. RefSeq names its product seven-hairpin glycosidase. The transcript has a single exon. The record is from RefSeq and is a predicted model, not a curated record. The annotation marks the transcript as partial. NCBI's taxonomy places the organism in Eukaryota, Fungi, Basidiomycota, Exobasidiomycetes, Exobasidiales, Brachybasidiaceae. Gene Ontology annotation, molecular function: calcium ion binding; mannosyl-oligosaccharide 1,2-alpha-mannosidase activity. Gene Ontology annotation, biological process: N-glycan processing; carbohydrate metabolic process. Gene Ontology annotation, cellular component: endoplasmic reticulum; Golgi membrane.
AAGCGUGAAGCGAUCAAAGAUGCUUUCUUGUACAAUUAUAACGAAUAUGUCAAGUAUGCAUAUCCGGCAGAUUGUAUCGAUUUAAAACUAUUGACAGGAGCAAAUGAUCCUGCAACGGCAGAUUUUGGUGGAACGCCCAUCGAAUCAUUAAGUUCGAUGAUUAUGAUGAAUUUAACUCAAACGGAAAACUAUGCAAAUGCAGUAAAAGUUGUCAAAGAUCAAGCAUUCUAUACGACGAAUUCAAGCAUGGUUGAUGGACAACCGGGAACAGUGAAGUUGUUUGAAUUAACCAUUCGUAUCAUUGGUGGUCUUUUGAGUGCUUAUCAAAUGAACGGUGAAAGAGCUGAAGAAAGCUUCUUUAUCAACAAAACUCGUACGCUUGCCGAUCGUCUCAAAGGAUCUUGGUUCAAGAAUGCAAAAAUUCCCGUCAGCAUUUGGAAUAUGAGAGACCAAUCGGUCAUGGACUUGAACGCUGAUACGAACAUUGCUGAGGCUGGUACUUUGACAAUUGAAUUCGGAAUAUUGUCAAAUAUGACCAAUGACGAUCAAUAUCGUACUUUGGCAGAAGGGUCUUCUGAUGCUAUUAUGGGUUUGAAUGCUUACUAUCCUGGUUUGCCCUAUACACGCGUGAACCCGUUCAAUUUGACGACAAACAGUCAAUACAUCACCCUUGGAGGUGGUUUCGAUUCGGGCGGUUUGGAAUAUUUCCUCAAGUAUCCUAUCUUGUUGGGUCAACGUGAUCAUCGAUACAUCAAACAUUGGACAACUGCAGUUGAAUCAAUUCAAUCCCAUUUGGUAUACAAGACCGGAGUGAACAAUUUCACCUUUGUUGCCGACUUUGAUGCUAAUCGUACUACACCGGUUUAUCUUUCUUCACAUUUGGCAUGCUUUAUCGGCGGUAAUAUUGCCAUGGGAGGUAGAUUGUUGAAUCGUGAUGAUUUCACAACAUUGGGUCUUGAACUUGCAGAAAGUUGUGCGGCUACAUAUGACCAAACAGCUCUAGGACUUGGACCUUACGGAUUCGGUUAUGGAGACAAAAGUGGCAACUUUGCCGGUUGGAAAUACGUUUCACCUCAAAAACGUUCUUUCUAUCAAAAGCAUGGUAUCUUUGUUACUGUUGGCUAUUGGUUCGUUGCGCCUGAAGUCUUGGAAUCAAUCUUUUAUGCUUGGCGUAUCACAGGACAACAAAUGUGGAGAGAUGUGGCAUGGAAAAUCUUCCAAACGAUCAAGAAAGUUGCUGAUACAGGUCAUGGUUAUUCAAUCAUUAAUAACGUCAAUGAUGAAUCAACUGGUAUUCAAGGUCCUCAACCUCCAUUCUUGUACUCUGAAACACUCAAGUAUCUCUAUUUGAUCUUUGAUGAUUCUAAUCAUUAUUCGUUGGACGAUAUCGUGUUCAAUACGGAAGGAAUGGCAUUCAAA